UUCUUGCCUAGCUGUUAUGCCGCUCUGCAUCGAUAAGCGUGCCUGUCAUACAGCGCACUUGAAUGCGUGCGAUACGUUACUGGUAGCCAACAGAAAUGGGACAAAAUAGGAUGAAUGUUAUUUUUGUUCAGUAUGGGAAACCGUGAUAUUAUGCGAGGUGAAAGGUUAAACGGGCUCGUUUAAUUUAGAGAUUAUUUAUUGAAUGGGAGUGUUAUUUGCAGGCUGCUCGGGCUAACCGGAUACCUUCGCUGUCUGAUUGCAGCGCGCGCUGUGAUGGUCAUGGUGUUAAUGAUGGAAUCGCAAUGCGAGUACUUUAUGUAUUUUCCGGCCGUCCCCAUCUCAGACCUGUCGGACCCGGCCAAAUACCGCACGCUCCCGCGUCGCAGUCACCUUUAUCUCGGGGAAACCGUGCGCUUUCUGCUGGUUUUGCGCUCUCAGAGCGUCGCCUCGGUGUCCGGGUCGACCUGCACUGCGGCAGCGGAUGGCAGCGGCUCGGAGCAUCACAGCAGUCGCUCUUGGAGGGAGCUUGCCGGCUCUCUCUGCGCCGUGGCCAGCGUUAGCCCUGGUGACAACCGACAGCGGACACAGCCUCUGUAUCACGACUACCACAGCAGCGGGGACGAGUGUGUGGAGGACACGGACGAUGAUGAUGCUGCGGAGGUGGGCUGCGCAGGUAACGUUAGAGGGGGCCCGAGGUACCGGGGCUUCAGGGAAUGCAAGCCGCUCCUCAUUCACAACAACCCCGGCAACGGCGUGAGGGAAUUCCGCAAGGCUCCUGUACAGUCUCCUGUGGAUGAGCCAGUUGUUUUAAGCGAUGAGGUCAUCUUCCCCCUGACUGUGUCACUGGAUAAGCUCCCUGUCAACACUCUCAAAGUGAAGAUAAUUGUAACUGUGUGGAAGCAAGAAGAGGAGAAAGCUGAGAUCCAGGAGCAUGGCUACCUCAGCAUCCUCCAACAAAAGAGCCCCUGCCAAACAUUUCGCCAGGAUCUAAACACCUUCAAAGCACAGGUCAGCACCACACUUAGUGUCCUGCCCCCUCCGACUGUAAAGUGUCAACAGAUGACAGUCUCAGGGAGACACUUGACUGUCCUCAAAGUGUUAAAUGCAAGUUCUCAAGAGGAAGUGUGUGUACGUGACAUCAAGAUCUUUCCCAACUUCAAUUCUUCGUACUUACCAAUGAUGCCAGAUGGCUCUGUACUGCUGGUGGACAAUGUUUGUCAUCAGUCAGGAGAAGUUGCCAUGGCAUCAUUUUACAGAAUGGACAGUGAGUCCAGUCACCUUCCCAGCAUGCUCAGUGCUCUAGAGGAGCAAAACUUUCUCUUCCAGCUGCAGCUCAAUAACCAGCCACAAGAUGAAUCAACUGAGGGACUAGAGGUGCCAUUAGUUGCAGUCUUACAGUGGUCCACUUCUAAAUUGCCCUUCACCAACUCUAUCUACACUCACUAUAGUCUCCCUAGUGUGAGACUGGACCGGCCGCGCUUCAUUAUGACAGCUAGCUGCCCCAGUGCGGUCAAGGCUCACGAACAUUUCCGGGUGAGAUAUACCCUCCUCAACAACUUGCAGGACUUUCUGGCAGUCCGUCUAGUCUGGACUCCUGAAGGUCGUGGACAGAAAGAGGAUCCUGCAGUCAAUGCAGUGGUGUGUCAUUCUCCUCUCAGUAACCUGGGUUACUGUCGAAAAGGCAGUACCCUUUCCGUCAGUGUAGCUUUCCAGAUACUCCAAGCAGGUCUUUUUGAGUUGAGUCAGCACAUGAAACUGAAGUUACAGUUCACAGCGUCCGUGUCCAACCCUCCCCCUGAUGCCCGUCCGUUGUCCCGCAAGAACAGUCCGUCCAGUCCAGCGGUUAGAGAUAUUCUGGACCGACAUCAGGCCAGUCUCAGUCUGGGCCGCUCUCAGUCCUUUUCUCACCAGCAGCCAUCCAAGUUUCACCUCACAAGGACAGGCAGUGUUAUGGAGCGCAGGGCCAUCACCCCUCCUGUGGGCUCUCCUGUUGGACGGCCGCUGUACCUCCCUCCAGACAGGAACAUCUUGUCACUUGACAAAAUUGCCAAGCGUGAGUGCAAGGUGCUGGUACUGGAUUCACACACCUAAAUGCACACACACAAACACAGACACACACACACACACACACACACACACACACACACACACACACAGUGGAGAGGAAGUAAGAAUAUUUUUGAACUUUGAGAAAGAGCCACGUGUCAUCGAAGCAGUGUAAAGUGGUCUGUAAGUUUCAGUUCAAUAUGUGUUUUUCUUUUCGUUUUAUCAGCAUUCAUUGUAUAAAUGCUGUACAGUUAUGAUUAUUUGAAAAUAAUUUCAAUGCAGUUUACAUGCAGCUACUGUUUUGACAAUUUCGACAGAAGGAAUGAAAAGAAAGCAUAAACACAGGGAUUUAUUGUUUAUUCAUUUGACUGGAGUCGUGAAGUUCUGAAACUUGUGUUACAUACAAGUUAAAAUAUUGUUCUGAUGGCUGUUUAAAGGGAAGAUGGAUGGUUAUGGUUGGUCAUAACCCAGACCCACAUGGAAUCUGUGUGCUCAGAAAUCUUUCUGAAGAAACUGAUCCUCCAUAGGACAUGCAUGCUUGUUUAUUUAAUCGUUUUGCCAAUGUUUUCAGACACAAAUAACUCUAGCACUUUAUUAAACACAUUGUGUUUGCUUAAAUCUAUUCUGUAGAUUUUUCUUCCAAAAUCAGUGCAAAGAAUGGAGAAUUCAUCAGAUUUCCAUCUGGGCCUGGUCAUAUCCACUGUAAAAGCACGUCACAUACAAAUUCAUGUUUUUCUUUGUUUACUACUUAAUAUUAGAUAUAUUUUUUAAAAUGUCUUUACAUUUUUUUGGUCAGUACUGCCAACAUUUCCCUGCCCAUAUUUAAUUCCUCUUUUUAAAAGUGCUUUUAUUGUUUUCCUUAAUUACUUGAAAGAUGGUUUGCAAUGUUGUGUUUGUGAAGGCUUCUUUAUUUUUCGGUCCUGUACACUGGAAUGGUUUUGGUCUGGGAUUUAUUGCACCCUUCAGUGUAACUGUAGUGCCGCCCUCCAUAUCGCUGAUAUUUCUUACGCAAUAGUUAUGUUUGUUGUUAAAUUUGUAUUUAUUUUAUUCAUCAGAUUUUUUCACAGUUGUAAUGUUAACAGUACACUCCAGUUAAUCAAGUUUAAUCAAUGUGGUUACACACAACCUAUUAAUAUCAAAUCAAUCACUUCUGGUUCCUGAAGGUGGAGCUUGUGUUAUUGGCAGAUGCCAUUUGAUUUCUGCUCUCCCUUCAUGGUUUUGGAAAUAUGUGCACAUCCCCUCAGACUGUAGUGAUAAUCAAUAAUCAACUAGCAUGAAGCUUCAACCCAUUGUGCCAUUUAAUGGGGUGUACGAUUGAUUUCUUUUAUGAAUGUUUACAUUUCUGUGCACAUGUGAGGACUACUGAUUAAUCCUUGGGACUGAAGGUUUUAUAUUGUACCCAAUUAUAGGAAUCUUGAAUGUUUCAUUUUUUCAGACUGAAAUAUUUAGACAGACUUCUUAUUCUGCGGAAAUAUAACAAUUAUCCAAAACUGCUUUGUGGGUGUACAUAAUAUGUUUUAAUAGAAACACUGUGAUUUAUUUCAAUUUUACAAUUGAAUUGAAAUUUCCAUAUUUGCAUCUUGGCCAGUUUUCUUGUUUUGGACUAUUUAAGAAUUAUUUUACAUUGACAACUUGUGGAAAAAAAGUUGCUUGGCAUGAUUAGAUAAUUUAUGAACACAAAGAUUUGGAUCAUGUUUAUUUUUAUUUAUCUUUUCUUUAUUUAAAAUUUUAAACCUGUUUUUUGAAGGAGGAAGGAAUGUUCAAAGGACUGGUGGCUGGAUCUGAUGUUUUCCUGAACAGCUUGUAUCUUCAAAAACAUUUGGAUUCUUUAUUUUAUUUUUUUUCCUCUUGACAAGGCAAAUCACAGAACAAUGGAUAAUUGGCCAGUCUAACCACUGGAUUUACUCCGUCUUUAUAAAUAGCUUGAGGUUAGAAGUUAUACAAGAGG
Carassius auratus (goldfish) is the source of this 3994-nucleotide messenger RNA. RefSeq lists its product as uncharacterized. The record is from RefSeq and is a predicted model, not a curated record. The transcript has 10 exons. The coding region runs from base 274 to 2091 and encodes 605 amino acids. Gene Ontology annotation, molecular function: alpha-tubulin binding. NCBI's taxonomy places the organism in Eukaryota, Metazoa, Chordata, Actinopteri, Cypriniformes, Cyprinidae. Gene Ontology annotation, cellular component: TRAPPII protein complex. Gene Ontology annotation, biological process: cilium assembly.